Cylas formicarius (sweet potato weevil) is the source of this 1211-nucleotide messenger RNA. Its product is annotated as alpha-tocopherol transfer protein-like. Gene Ontology annotation, cellular component: membrane. Bases 274 to 1170 code for a protein of 298 amino acids. Gene Ontology annotation, molecular function: phosphatidylinositol bisphosphate binding. The transcript has 7 exons. NCBI's taxonomy places the organism in Eukaryota, Metazoa, Arthropoda, Insecta, Coleoptera, Brentidae. The record is from RefSeq and is a predicted model, not a curated record.
AAUUAUUCUGCAAUUAAUCGUCAAUAAUUGCGACUUUAAAUAACGUUAAAAUAAGUAGGUAGAUACGUUCGUGUGAGUGCGACCGUGACGCUUAGGUCUCUACAUUUUGGGCAAAGUUUAAAGGUAAUCGGGACAUUUUUUUACCAGCUUCGCUUCGAAAACGUCUCGACGGAGAUUAUUAUUAAAGUUUUUUCGAGAGCCGCGAGGAACCAGUGAGCUAUACAUUUAUUGAGACGCUAAUCUAUCGAGCCCAGUUUUUAGAAUCGACGUACAAUGAACAAAUUCCUGGAUGUCAACGAGCUUUACAAAAGGGACGCUAAGCUCAAAAAAGAAGAUGUCGGUAUAAUCAUGGACUGGGCCGAGAAGCAAAGGCACCUGCCCAAAAUAACAGAGCUGCAAGCGACUUUGGCCCUCCACAGCUGUUUCUACAGGGUCGAAGCGGCCAAAAAUUGUUUGGACAGUUACUUCACGAUCCGGACGCACUGUCCAGAAAUUUUCGCCAAUUCCAAUCCGCAAAAAAAUCCGCCAUUAAAAACCAACAUGAACAUUUCAUUUUUGUCGGUGUUGCCUGAAGUGUCCCCCGAGGGGUACACGAUUUUUAUUACGAGGUUAAUGGACACGAAUCCGGAGAAUUACAGCCCAGUGAUGGGGCACAAAAUUUUCGAUAUGGUCGCGCUCUUGCAGCAGCACACCAAGGGCCCCACCAACGGCAUCAUGGUAAUCAUGGACAUGAAAGGGGGAGUGUUUGGGCACGUGACAAAGAUCAACCUGUCGGAUUUUAAAAAAUUCAUGGUCUACUUGCAGACCGCAAUGCCGAUUAGGCUGAUGGCCAUACAUUUCAUUAACGUGGUGCCAUUUAUGGAUAAAAUAUUAACCCUAAUCAAGCCACUGAUUAAUAAAGAAUUAUUUGAAAAGCUGCACAUCCACUCGAAUAAUGAUAACCUGUACAAUUUUAUUCCUAGAGAGUGUAUGCCUUCUGAUUACGGGGGCAAAGGCGAACCCCUGGCAGUUUUAAACGAAAAAUAUAAACAAUCCAUUUAUGACAACCAAUGGUUCUUCGAUUUCCAAGACUCCAUGCUCGUGGACGAAUCCAAGCGAAGCGGGCCGAGAAAAAAUGCCGACAAUUUGUUCGGUUUCGAUGGAACUUUCAAAAAACUAGAAGUCGAUUGAAAAGAUUGCAUUAAUUUUAAUAAAUAAAUUGUUGAAAAUAA